AUGGCCAUCGCUGUUGCAGAUCGCGUAUUCGACGUGGACGGGAAUUGGGGCACGAGGAGCUUUCGCAAGGCCUCGCUGGCAAGCGCAGUGACCGCGCUGCACUUUGUGGCACAUGCGAACUACGAGAACCUGGGCGGCGAUGGACAGGCGCCCACAAACCACUGGACCCUGCUCCUCCAGACCGACGCCUACUCUGGCGUUCGACUGGACGUUUCCCCCGGCGAUAUCGGUCGCCCUGGUAUGCUCAUCCUCGAGGAUGUUACGAGCGCCACAUCCUAUUCCCUCGCGGACCCCUCCUUCCCCGACCAGCGUAUACACGUCGUCUCCGUCCCCACCGCGCAGGGCACUACUGUAGAGCGCAUACUUGACCUCAUCGUUCAGAAAAAUCGCGACAACUAUGUCUUUGCCCCAGUUGGCGAAGGGUGCAGAUUCUGGCUUAAGACGUUCGCGCAGGACCUCGCCGACGAGAGCAUAAUCACUCUCGAGGAUGCUGAGCACGCUAAGGAUGCACUGCCAAAAUACUAUCCAUAUCCUCCGGGAACAGCUCCAGUCGCCAGGCCAAUGGCCGAGGGACGCUUCUUCUGA
Schizophyllum commune H4-8 is the source of this 585-nucleotide messenger RNA. RefSeq lists its product as uncharacterized. Bases 1 to 585 code for a protein of 194 amino acids. The transcript has a single exon. NCBI's taxonomy places the organism in Eukaryota, Fungi, Basidiomycota, Agaricomycetes, Agaricales, Schizophyllaceae. The record is from RefSeq and is a predicted model, not a curated record.